CUGUGUUGGUGAUCGUUCUGUGCGGUUCCUCGGCACAACAAAAUGGCUGCUCAAGAAUGGGUUGCCAGGCAGCGGCGCUAUGAUAAAGAGAAAACUGCAUUUCCUGCUGAAGAAGUGAAGGAGCAUCCACUCAAAGUUGGACAAAUCAUUACUGUUGACAAAGGCCAGAAAACUCCUGGAGCUUCAAAACAAGAGGAUGCCCCCAAGCCAGUCGAUCCAUUGUCUAUCACAAGUCAAGGGGAUGCAUUUGAUGGCCUGGACCCUCUGUCUAUGUUCAUGGCUGAGCAAACUGCAAGCAAGAAGACUCCAACAUCUGGCCCCAUGAGGGAGAGGGUGGCAUCGCUGAAAGGUGAAGAGUCAGGAAUGGGAGAAUUUGACCAUGACACAUUUGAACCAUGGUCCAGUAAGAGAAGCAGUAUAUUGACCAAGUAUACCACAUCUGAGAAACUCUCUAUCACAACUAGCUUCUUGUCUUCAUCAGAUAAAGACAAAAUCGUCAUUAAGCAGCAGACAACAGUAGCUGAUAAAGUUAAGCAUCGGUUGGAGCAGCUAGAUGAUUUUGAGGAGGGAUCAGUGAAGGAAAUGCUUAACCUCAGUCAGCAGGACUACGUGAAAAGGAUUGAGGAAUUAAAUCAGGCUUUAAUCUCGGCAUGGGAAAGUGAUCAGCGAGUCAAGGCAUUGAAAAUUGCAAUUCAGUGUGCUAAGCUGCUUGCAGAUGUGUCAGUGAUUCAGUUCUAUCCCAGCAAGUUUGUCUUAGUCACAGAUAUCCUUGAUACAUUUGGAAAGCUGGUGUAUGAGCGUCUUUUCAGGAAGUCCAGUGUAUUUAAUCCUGGCAGUAAUGUUCCAGUUAUGCUUCCUGAAAACUUCACACCUGACCAAGUCCCAGAUUCUGCCAAAGAAACAUGUCGUAACUGGUUUUUCAAGAUUGCUUCUAUCAGGGAACUCAUACCAAGAUUUUAUGUGGAGACAGCUAUUCUAAAGAGCUACAAUUUUCUUACUCAAGGAGAAUUUUCACAAGCUUUAGUCCGACUCACUAAGAUGAUCAGAGGUAUUGGAGAUCCUCUGGUUGCAGCCUAUGCUCGCUGUUACAUCUGUAGAGUUGGUAUUCUUGUGGCUCCAAAUGUAAAGGAACAUCUGAUUGAGAAUCUCUACAGCUUCAUCACUUGCUACCAACAGCUACAAAGUGAUACAGUUCAAAAUAUUUUAGCUGUUCAAAGACUUGAGAUGCAGCAGUAUUUACAUCUAUAUCCACCGGCAUUGGACUGGAUCUUACAGUGUGUGGCACACAAGUCUUCAGAGUCCAUCCUAACAGACAUUCUAAACAGAUGCAAGAAGGAAUGCAACAGUGCUCUGCUGUUAAACUCAGUCAUCUUGGCAUUCAAGCCCCAGUUUAUCUCUGAAAGGGCACUCCAGUUUACUGAACUCAUAAGAAACUGUGAAGAAGCUGGUUUUCCUAAGCAUCAUCUGUAUCGUUCUCUUGGUCUCAAUCUAAUCAUCUGUGACCCACCAGAGGACCAAAAACUAGCAAUACUUAGUGAGGUCUGGAAGGUUGUCAUGAAGCUGAAGAAUCCAGAGGAAUACAUCAGCUGUGCAGAAAUAUGGGUGGAGUAUCCUUGCAAACAUUUCACGAAACGUGAAGUCAACACRAUGCUGGGUGACAUCAUGAAACACAUGACACCAGACAGAGCAUUUGAACACUUUUACCCUCAGUUGCUGACGGUUAUCUCAAAGCUUCUUUCACAUAUGCAYGAUUUCUCGGCCCUCGUUUCUAUGGACAAAUUUUUGCCAUUCCUUGACAUGUUCCAGAAAGAGUCAGUCAAAGUGGAUGCAUAUAAGAUGAUUAUGGAAGCAUUUGUAAAGUACCAGCUUGAACCAACCAAUGACCCAGUGGUGCAGAAUGCCUUGAUGUUUGUCUGCAAGACACUUCAUGAUUCUGUCAAUGCCCUAACUCUGGAGGACGAAAGGAGAGUCAUUGGGAACCUUAUCAGUGGUUAUCUCAGAAAGGCUGACUUCGGUCGUGAUUUCGAGAAGCAGUUGGAUUUCUAUGUUGAUGCUCGAGCAUCCUUCUCCAACCUUGAUCCUGUCCUUGUCAUGCUUGUCCAGAGAGUUAACUUGCUGGCUUUACAAACAAGAGCUAUAGUCAAUGGAAAUCAUUCAAGAAAGACUGCUUCUUUUGUCAGGGCCUGUGCUGCAUACAGUUUUAUCACCAUUCCAUCCAUCAUGGAUUUUUUUACUCGGCUACAGUUGUACCUGUUCUCUGGAMAGGUAGCCAUGGCAAACCAGGCUCUUAGUCAAGCGGAUGCUUUCUUUAAAGCAGCAAUAAGUCUUAUACCAGAGGUACCGAAGACUAUAGAGGUGGAUCACAAGACAAAAGCAUCUGAACCUUACCUUCUGAACUUCCUGAACCAGUUCCUGUCAACUCUUUUAGUCGUACCGGAUUCCCCCGAUCAGGGAGUGCUGUAUCUAGCACGUGGUCUACUUAACGUUAUCCAGGAGUACACGUGGGAACUCAAUAGUGAUGCGAAGAUGACGUUAUACUUGAAUGCUGUUGGGCUUCUGUCAGCCCUUUGUCAGGAAAGUUAUCUAUAUCACAUCGAUAAAGUGGAUUCCAACGACAAGUUAUAUGGAUGUGACGUGAAGUUUGUAACAGAGGUCUGUAAGAUAGUCAGUACCCUCAUCCAGACCGUGUUUGACCACCUAAAGACACUUACCUCCCAUGAGGAUCUGAAGCGACAGGCAGCCAUUGCUCUAGGAUUCUUCAAUCGCAUGAUCUGCCAUGCUGAYAUCGGCAAUCCUGACCUUGCUGCUUUAGCUAUCAAUCUAUGGAAUCUUGCUCAGAAACAUGGAUUUGGUGGGACCAAAUACAUGGUCCGUACCUUGGAUUAUGUACAAAGCAAGGGAAAUGCAGGCUUUUCUGAAUUUACAGAAUUAGCAAAAAGGAUGCAUCUUCAGUCAAGAACAUAAAAAAUAUCAUCAUCAAAAUCACCUUUAUAAUACCCCAUUACCAUUAAUACCAUUUUAUUGUACAAUURAUAAUGCAUAAUAGACUGAUUUAUUAGACUUUUACCAAUAUUAAUAAAUGUCUUAGUCUAUUACUAGAUGAACAAGAAGAAAUGUGAAAAGCGACAAUUGAAAAAAAGACAUUUUUCAUUAAAAUUUUUCAACAAAAAUUAUAUUAAAUGAUGCAAAAACAGUGUGAAGCAAACUCAUAAGCUUCCAUUUCACUACACUGUAGAGUCUUGUUGGUGAAAUUGAAUCAAAUUUUCAGUACGAAAUCUCAAUAAAAAAUGAAUGAUUCAUAAA
This is a messenger RNA of Actinia tenebrosa (Australian red waratah sea anemone), 3303 nucleotides long. RefSeq names its product VPS35 endosomal protein-sorting factor-like. Gene Ontology annotation, cellular component: endosome. Gene Ontology annotation, biological process: endocytic recycling. NCBI's taxonomy places the organism in Eukaryota, Metazoa, Cnidaria, Anthozoa, Actiniaria, Actiniidae. The record is from RefSeq and is a predicted model, not a curated record.